Psylliodes chrysocephalus is the source of this 396-nucleotide messenger RNA. The record is from the annotation of a GenBank genome assembly. NCBI's taxonomy places the organism in Eukaryota, Metazoa, Arthropoda, Insecta, Coleoptera, Chrysomelidae.
AUGGCUCGCAGUGGUGAUAAACUGAAAGCAAUAGGCAAUUCUACUAUAUUAGCAUUCAAUUUUGAUCCUGAAGCUGUACUCACAACUCCAAAAGGAUCUGCAGGACAGAUAUUUUACUUGCGUAAGUUAGCUGUUUAUAACUUGACAGUUUAUAAUAUUGAAAAUCAAGAUGGCAUUUGCUAUCUAUGGGAUGAAACCCAGGGUAAGAAAGAUUCAAAUGAAAUCGCUUCUUGUAUCUAUGAACACGUAUUAUCUAAUGCAGAAGUAAAAGAAAUUAGAAUGAUGACAGAUGGCUGUAGUGUAAGGUGUCCGUUAUUUACCAAUUUGAUUUUUGAGUUUGCAACGCCCCUAAAACGUUUAGUGUAUGACCCAAAAAAAAAUAUCGAACCCAUAUAA